Molecule: messenger RNA, 833 nt
Organism: Rhizophagus irregularis DAOM 181602=DAOM 197198
Lineage: Eukaryota; Fungi; Glomeromycota; Glomeromycetes; Glomerales; Glomeraceae
Source: RefSeq, a predicted model, not a curated record
UAUUCCCUAACGCCUUUGCAAUGUUGAGAUCUACAAUGCACAUUCCGCAUAUCUUACUCUUAAACAUAAAAUUUUGGCGUAAAGUGCCUCGCAUAUUUCUUCUAUCUCCCCAAACAUGAAUGUGAGUUAGAGAGGACGUGAAUGGGAAAUGCAAGACAUUUAAAAAGGCAGUAUGGCGAAAAGGUAUGGAAGAGUUCCUUUUAACCAGAGAACCCCUUGAUAUCAUCAGAAUUUCUACGGCAUUAUUUGUACGAGUAGAGAAAGGUGAAUGGACAGGCAAUCUUGAAAAGGAGGUGGAGAACUUUGAAAAUAUUUUGCAAAAAGUUUUAGAACGAGUCCCCUCAGAGGAUAUUGAACGAAAAAAGAAGCUUCAAAGUUUUGGUACCGGGAAAAAAUUAGCUAAACGGGUUGCAAGUGCCUUCGAAGAUUUAUGUUCUCUAACAGAAAUGAAAGCUCUGGUAAUUGAUGCUGAGACGUGGCCUGACGAUGCAAAUGCAAAUUUACGGUGUUUUAAACGUGACGUUGGGCAACUUAUGAAUGAGAGCACCGGUUAUGAGAAAAUUAUGUGGGAGAGGAUAGAAAUGGAACUUAAUAAUAUAAAUGUAGAAAAUCUUGGAUUUGAUCAUCCAAUAUGUUCGGGAGUCCUCGAUAUCAAAUCGGAACCUUUCAUAAACAUUCCUGAGUCAUUUUGCGAUAUUUUUAAGGAACCGUUUCAAAAAUAUAAGUUAGAACAGAAUCAAGAUAUAUUAGACACUUGUAAAGAGUUUAUCCAGAACGAAGAAUCAAAGAUUAAUGAAGAUGAGGAUUUGCGCGAUGUUGGAUUUGGGAAAUAG